AUAAACGUGAAUAAAGAGAAAUGAUCGCUGAACUUCCCACAAAAGCCCGAACCCUCGACACCCAACGCCACGACUGACUUCGUCCCCCAGAAGUGCUGAAGAACAAAAGGGAGAGAUGUCUCAGAAGCUUGUGCAGCCGAUAGGCCAAAAAAGGCUGACGAAUGUGGCGGUGGUCCGCCUGAAGAAGCGUGGCAUUCGCUUUGAGGUUGCUUGCUACAAGAACAAGGUCCUCUCUUGGCGCUCUGGCGUAGAGAAAGAUUUGGACGAAGUGUUGCAGUCACAUACUGUCUAUUCAAAUGUUUCAAAAGGGGUUCUAGCCAAGUCUAAAGAUUUGAUUGCGGCUUUUGGAACAGAUGAUCAAACUAAGAUAUGCUUGGAGAUUUUGGAUAAAGGGGAGCUUCAAGUGGCUGGGAAGGAGAGAGAGUCUCAGUUAUCGAUUCAGUUUCGGGAUAUCGCUACCAUUGUAAUGCAGAAGACCUUCAAUGCUGAAACACAACGUCCUUACACUAUUAGCAUGAUCGAGCGACUUAUGCAUGAAAUUCAUUUUGCUGUUGAUCCAAAUAGCAGCUCAAAGAAGCAGGCACUAGAAGUCAUACAUGAGCUUCAGAAGCACUUUCCAAUAAAACGGUCCCCAAUGAGAUUACGAAUCUGUGUUCCAGAAAAGGAUUUUUCCUCUCUUUUGGAGAAGCUGAAUGUGUGGAAUGCCAGCGUCGUCUCCAAAGAUGAUUCUGGAAGUCAGCCAUCUGUCAUUUGUGAAAUGGAUCCUGGUAUAUAUCGGGACUGUAGUGAAUUUGUGAGCGGUCUGAAAGGAAGGUUUGAACUUCUUGCACAUUCUGUGCAUUUGGAGGAAGACAGCCAUGUGGAUAAUUGUGAUGAUUAUGAGGAAGGGCCAUCAGGCCCAGCACACCUACCCAAGGCAUCUGCCGACUCUGAGUCCCAACUGAGUGAGAAAUUACAAAAACAGGCUACUGUUUCUGGUGGAAAUGAGAAUGCCGAGGGAGAGGGGAAGCAAAUUAAGUGUAGUACCUGCAAUGCAUUUUUCGGUGAUUCCAACAAGUUCAGGGAUCACUUCAAGAGUGACUGGCACAGGCAUAAUGUAAAGCGGAAGACUAGGCAACUCCCUCCCCUAACCGAAGAAGAGUGCAUGGCUGACGUGGAAGUGGGCGACUCAAGGGCUGAUUUGAAGGAGUAUUCAUUCUAAGCUGGGCCUUAGGAUUUGAGAACUUGUAUGGGUUGAUCAAUGUCCACUUAUAGAUACACGAUCUAUAGAUACAUGAUACAUGAUCUUAUGUUAGUGCUUUUCUUUAGACCAAUUUUGAUGGGACAGAUUGAUUUCAAUUUGUUUGUAGAAGGCACUUGUGCUUCUGUGCCAGAUUACCCUCAAGUAGAAAUUGUUGUUACCUAAUCAUUUUGUUUAGGCCAUCUGCAUUUAAAUAUA
This is a messenger RNA of Corylus avellana, 1438 nucleotides long. Its product is annotated as sequence-specific DNA binding transcription factor. Gene Ontology annotation, molecular function: nucleic acid binding; zinc ion binding. The record is from RefSeq and is a predicted model, not a curated record. Gene Ontology annotation, biological process: ribosome biogenesis; cytosolic ribosome assembly. Lineage: Eukaryota; Viridiplantae; Streptophyta; Magnoliopsida; Fagales; Betulaceae.